Molecule: messenger RNA, 1056 nt
Organism: Thunnus maccoyii (southern bluefin tuna)
Lineage: Eukaryota; Metazoa; Chordata; Actinopteri; Scombriformes; Scombridae
Product: protein FAM107B
Exons: 5
Coding region: 317-838 (173 amino acids)
Biological process (GO): actin filament bundle assembly; regulation of actin cytoskeleton organization; actin filament polymerization
Cellular component (GO): synapse; stress fiber; neuron projection
Source: RefSeq, a predicted model, not a curated record
CAUGUUCUUCUUCUUCUUCUGCAGAAGGCGUACAGCAUCGACCGCGAGCCGCCACCCAAGCAGCAGUGUGUGAAGAAUGGAAAGCAUCCAAACGGCAGAGCUGCAGACUUUCAUCAUGAAGAGAAGUGAAGCUGAAGCAGUGUGGGAGAGAGAGAGGCAGUCAUGUUGCUUUACAAAGAGGAGGAGGAGGAGGAGGAGGAGGAGGCAGGGAGACAAUCAGAGGAUCAUGUGACUGCUGUUUUACACUCGGCUUGGUUCAGUCUGGAGGAGAACAUGCAGACUCACACAGACUGAAGCACAUGAGGAGCAUCAGGACAUGGAUCAGAGGACGAGCAGAGAGGGGAUGGUGAAGUCUGCUUCAGCAUAUGCAGGCCUGCAGCAGCAUCUGUCUGAUGAUGUCCACAGGAAGCCGUCUCCAGUGUCCAGCUACGUCCCCCAGCCCGACUACCUGGACAGAGACGAAGACGAUGACCUCAUUAAACCCAAAAAACUGGUCAAUCCUGUCAAAUCUUCAAAAAGCCACCAAGAGCUUCACCGAGAGCUGCUGAGCAGCUACAAACGGGCUGGCGUCAGCGUGGAGACGAAGCCGGAGCUGCAGAGAGUUCUGGAGUCCAGGAAGAGAGAUCAGCUGAUCAAACAGAGGAAGAAGGAGGACGAAGCUCGCAGGAAGAUUUCACCGCUAGAGGCUGAACUGAGGAAGAGACACCAGAAGCUGGAGGAGCUGGAGAAGCAGCACGAGCUGCAGCAGGAGGAAAACCUGAAAGCGCCGGAGUUUGUCAAAGUGAAGGAGAAUCUGAGACGGACGUCGUUUCAAAGUAAAGACGAAAAAGAGGUGUAGAGACAGAGCUGCUGACACUGAGGACACGCUGAGGACAUGCUGAGGACAUGCUGAGGACAUGCUGAGGAGGACACGCUGAGGACAUGCUGAGGAGGACACGUUGAGGACAUGCUGAGGACAUGCUGAGGACAUGCUGAGGAGGACAUGCUGAGGACACGCUGAGGACAUGCUGAGGAGGACACGUUGAGGACAUGCUGAGGACAUGCUGAGGAGGACAU